AUGCCUUCCGAGAACGCUCAGUCCGUCAAGGUGCUCGACGAGCUCUUCCAGAAGCUCACCGUCUCCACCGAGGCCGCCGCCAUCAAGGAGACUUCUGGCGAGAUUGCCGGCUUUGUCAACGGCCGUAUCGAGGACCAGGAUGUGCCUAACAAGCUCAUUGAGAACCUCGAGAAGCAGUUGGCCAGCAAGAAGGAUGCUGUCGCCCGUGAGCGCGCUUGCGUCGCCAUUGAGCAGAUUGCUGCCCACUCCGAGGUCUCUGCUGCCGUUGAGCCCUACCUCGUGGUCCUCCUCCCCAAGGUCCUGGCUGCCGUCGGUGACAAGUCUGUCAACGUUAAGAACGCCGCCCAGGCUGCUGUCCUCGCCAUCGCUGGCGCCAUCAAGGGCAACGCCUCCAAGGCUGCCCUCCCCCACAUCAUUGAGUCGAUCCGCAACGCUCAAAAGUGGCCGGAGAAGAUGGCUGCUCUUGACUUCAUCGACGCCCUGGUCGUCUCCGCCCCUGCCCAGAUCGCCUACCGUGUCCCCGAGUUGAUUCCCGUCAUCUCCGAGGCCAUGUGGGACACUAAGAAAGAUGUCAAGGACCGCGCCUACAAGGCUAUGGAGAAGCUCUGCCAGCUCAUUGUCAACCGUGAUAUCGAGCGCUUCAUCCCCGAGCUCAUCAAGUGUAUCGCCAAGCCCGAGAACGUCCCCGAGACCGUUCACUUGCUCGGUGCCACCACCUUUGUCACUGAGGUCCAGGAGCCUACUCUGGCUCUCAUGGUCCCCUUGCUUGACCGUGGUCUCGCCGAGCGUGAGACUGGUAUCAAGCGUAAGGCCGCUGUCAUUGUCGACAAUAUGUGCAAGCUUGUCGAUGACCCCAACAUUGUUGCUCCUUUCUUGCCCAAGAUGAUGCCCGGUCUCCAGAAAAACUACGAGAACCUGGCUGAUCCCGAGGCUCGUGAGAAGACCAAGCAGGCUCUGGACACCCUCAACCGUGUCGGCAACGUCCAGAACGGUGUCAUCCCCGAAGCCCGCAAUGAUGGUGCUCUCAACAUCGUCCUCGAGAAGCUCACUGAGAUCCUCAAGCCCAAGUACGGCAGCUACCUGGAGAAGAUGGGUCCCCUCGCCGAGUACAUUUCCGCUAUUGCCGGCCAGCUCGUCGACGAGAAGGAGACCGAGCCCAUGAUCUGGGUCGAGAACCUAAAGCCUUACGUUGCCGUCAUCACAGGUAUUGACAACGCUGAGGCCGUCAUUGAGACUCUCCGCAAGAAGGCAUCUCCCGGUGCUGCCGACGAGGCCGAGGUUGAGCCCGAUGAGGAGGAGGGUGAGGAUCUCUGCAACUGCACCUUCUCCCUCGCCUACGGUGCCAAGAUUCUUCUCAACCAGACUCACCUGCGUCUCAAGCGUGGUCAGCGCUACGGUCUCUGUGGUCCCAACGGUUCCGGCAAGUCCACCCUCAUGCGCGCCAUCAACAACGAGCAGGUCGAGGGCUUCCCCAAGCAGUCCGAGGUCAAGACCGUCUUCGUCGAGCACGACCUUGACUCUGCCGAUACUGAGAUGACCACCAUUGACUGGACCAUGAAGAAGCUCGAAGAGGCCGAGGUCACGACUAGCCGUGAGGAGGUCGAGAAACGCCUUGGUGAGUUCGGCUUCAACAACGAGAUGAUUUCUGGUGAGAUCACCGCUCUCUCCGGUGGCUGGAAGAUGAAGCUGGCUCUGUGCCGUGCUGUCUUCGAGGCCCCCGACAUUCUGCUGCUGGAUGAGCCCACCAACCACAUGGACGUGAAGAACGUCAAGUGGCUCGAGGAGUACCUCAUCAACUCCCCCUGCACCUCGAUCGUCGUCUCCCACGACUCCGCCUUCCUCGACAACAUCUGCCAGCACAUUGUCCACUACGAGCGCUUCAAGCUGAAGCGCUACCGUGGCAACCUGGCCGACUUUGUCAAGCGCGUGCCCUCGGCCAAGUCCUACUACGAGCUCGGUGCCUCCGAAAUAGAGUUCACCUUCCCUGAGCCCGGUUUCCUCGAGGGUGUCAAGACCAAGGCCAAGGCCAUUCUGCGUGCCACCAAGAUGACCUUCCAGUACCCCGGUACCUCCAAGCCCCAGAUCCAGGACAUCACCUUCCAGUGCUCGCUCGGCUCCCGUAUUGCCGUUAUUGGCCCCAACGGUGCUGGCAAGUCGACCCUGAUCAACGUGCUCACCGGUGAGCUCAUCCCCACCAAGGGUGAGAUCUACCAGCAUGAGAACAUCCGCAUUGCCUACAUCAAGCAGCACGCCUUUGCCCACAUUGACGACCACCUGGACUCCACUCCCUCCGAGUACAUCCAGUGGCGCUUCCAGACUGGUGAGGAUCGCGAGACCAUGGACCGUGCCAACAAGAUCAUCACAGACGCCGAUGAGAAGGCCAUGGACAAGGUCUUCAAGAUCGAGGGUACCCCCCGUCGCGUCAUUGGCAUCAACUCCCGCCGCAAGUUCAAGAACUCGUACGAGUACGAGUGUUCGUUCGCCCUCGGUGAGAACCUUGGCAUGAAGAACGAGCGCUGGGUUCCCAUGAUGUCUGCCGACAAUGCCUGGCUGCCCCGCUCCGAGCUGUUGGCCUCUCACCAGAAGAUGGUUGCCGACGUUGACAUGAAGGAGGCUCUCGCCUCUGGUCAGUUCCGUCCCCUUGUCCGUAAGGAGAUUGAGGCCCACUGCGCCAACUUUGGUCUCGAUGCUGAGCUCGUCUCUCACUCGCGCAUGCGUGGUCUGUCCGGUGGGCAGCGUGUCAAGACUGUCCUGGCCGCUUGUUCGUGGCAGCGCCCUCACUUGAUCGUCCUAGACGAGCCUACCAACUACCUGGACCGUGACUCCCUCGGUGCCCUGUCCAAGGCCCUGAAGAAGUUUGAGGGUGGUGUCAUCAUCAUCACUCACUCGGCCGAGUUCACCAAGAACAUCACCGAGGAGGUCUGGGCCGUCAUGGACGGCAAGAUGACGCCUUCCGGCCACAACUGGGUGUCCGGCCAGGGCUCUGGUCCCCGCCUCAAGGGCGACGACGAUGAAGAGGAGGAGAAGUUUGACGCUAUGGGCAACAAGAUUGUCAGCACCAAGAAGAAGGCCAAGCUGACCUCGUCCGAGGCUCGCAAGAAGAAGAAGGAGCGUAUGGCCCGCCGCAAGCGUGGUGAGGAGGUUUUCUCCGACGAGGACGACAUCUAA
This is a messenger RNA of Emericellopsis cladophorae, 3168 nucleotides long. RefSeq names its product mRNA-nucleus export ATPase (Elf1). Bases 1 to 3168 code for a protein of 1055 amino acids. Gene Ontology annotation, molecular function: ATP hydrolysis activity; translation elongation factor activity; ATP binding. The record is from RefSeq and is a predicted model, not a curated record. The transcript has 3 exons. Lineage: Eukaryota; Fungi; Ascomycota; Sordariomycetes; Hypocreales; Bionectriaceae.